AUGGUAGAGGUUCUGCACGAUAACGUAUGGGAAAAAAACUUUCGAUUUAUAAAUGAAAGGGAACGAACAAGGUUCAGAAGUCAGAUUCUCUUUUUUUCUUCUUUUUUUUACGUCUUUAUUCUCAUCGUAUUUCUUACUGCUUUAUGUAAUUUUUUUUUCUUUUCUAAAUUCUUCCCCUUUUCCUUCAUUUUUUUAUUUUUUAAUUUUCAUUUUCUUUUUAUUCUACUGAACUUUUGUUAUUGUCGUUCUUGUUUUGGUUGUUUUGUUGUUGUUUUAAUUCUCCAUUCUAACUUGUUCUAUCAUUGUCACCACUUUUUUUCAUUUUUCUCCAUUUUUUUUUUCUUUUUUUCAUUUACUCGAUCUUCUUUCUUCACGGUUUUCUUCUUCUUGACUUACACAUUGUUCUUCUUCACCAUUUUCACAUUCUUAGAUAAUAUCCUAUUUUGCUCUUUUACGGACUUCCUCAUUCGUAUGUUUCUCUUCCUUCAUCAUUAUUUUUUAUUCUUCUACAUUUUCUUGUUUAAUACUAUUUCUUCUUUUGCCUCUACUUCUUUGUCUUUUCCUACUUUUCUUUUUCUUUUCUUCUUCUUCUUCUCCUUUAUCUUCUUCUUCUCCUACUGA
Messenger RNA from Acanthosepion pharaonis, 621 nucleotides. The record is from the annotation of a GenBank genome assembly. NCBI's taxonomy places the organism in Eukaryota, Metazoa, Mollusca, Cephalopoda, Sepiida, Sepiidae.